CAGUGAGUGUUAUCUCAAAUCAGUUUUCAUAUAAGAAGUCUUCACAACGAGAUAUUGAAUUUGAUUUAAAGUUCUUGGAUUUGAUUUAAAGUGAAAGUAAAAGCAAUUAAAUAAUGCCUUCAAAGAAGAUAAUAAUAACUGAAUUCGACGCUUACAAUGAGCGCAUAGAAUUCGGGAACAAAUACAUUAUGAACAAAGAGCCAGCGCUAAGGAAAGGGCACUGGAGUGCGGGUUUGGCAUCAUUACUGACUUUCACUCAUUUGAAAGACAAAAAAGAGAAAACAAAAGCUCCUAAAUGUCAGGAAAGAAGUUACGAUCAAAUGAAACUGAGUUUAAGUCACGAAAAUCCGGCACUCAGUAAGAGUUUGAGUUCAGAAUCCAUAAGAAUUCCGAACCAAACCCUGUUUAUUGACCAACGAAUCGAUUCGCCGCUAAAACUGUCCAAAAGUGAUAGCAUUGACACCAUAUCCGAUGAUUAUAAGAGUGAUAUCAUCAGCGAUAUGUCUGCUUCUGGCUCUCACACCUCGGAGGACUCUUCGAGUAUGUCUUCGUAUGAAUGCGAAUCACUUGCCGACACAAAUGAGAGCCACAAUUGUGAGACCGUUCGUGUGAUUCAACGAUUUGGCGGUGGAUUUCAGGACAGCUGUCUCUUCCCAUUAGCUCUGACUCUGGAUUUGAGUGAUUUGACUAAAGGAAAGGUGACCUGGGAUACUAUCAACAGUAAAGCUGAUCUGACACUC
Molecule: messenger RNA, 740 nt
Organism: Oppiella nova
Lineage: Eukaryota; Metazoa; Arthropoda; Arachnida; Sarcoptiformes; Oppiidae
Source: the annotation of a GenBank genome assembly